Asterias rubens (European starfish) is the source of this 1179-nucleotide messenger RNA. RefSeq lists its product as uncharacterized. The coding region runs from base 115 to 531 and encodes 138 amino acids. The transcript is spliced from 5 exons. The record is from RefSeq and is a predicted model, not a curated record. NCBI's taxonomy places the organism in Eukaryota, Metazoa, Echinodermata, Asteroidea, Forcipulatida, Asteriidae.
GUGUGAAAAAAAAAACUACACAAACCAGCUGCAUAAACUGUUUUCGUGUGUGGAUUUGAAAGUGAUUGCCAGGAAAACGAAGACCUUCUACAACAGACGAUCAUACUGAAUGAGAUGAUGGAGUCAUCAAUAGUCAUGGAAAGCUCAACCAUUGAUGAGGAAAGUUCAGUCACAGCAUCAACUUCUGGAGGAAACGACCCACAAAUAUUCAACCAUUCCAUUGAACAGAAGGCCGACCCACAAGGCACCUUCAGUUUCGGCUUAAAAGAGGACAACACACCAUGCCAUGUUGGACUGACAGACAAACACAUGGGGAGUUCUUUAAAAGCAAUUGGCCAAGAGAUGAAGACUGCAUGUCUGGAAUGGGAACAAACGAUGGUAGAGAGUGAGCAGUUUGAGUUGUUCUGCCCAACCAGAGUUGAUAAGUUGCUUCAAGAGGCGCAUGCCAUGGAGGAACAUCUGCUGCGUCAGAAAGAGGAACUCAUCUCACGUCUUAGAAAUCUCUCUCAGACCCUACAGGUUAUCUCCUAGAGACCCAUUUAACUAUCUCCUCACUACUCAUUUCUAAUUCUGAGUCAACUACAUGAAAAAAAUGACGUCUGAAACAGUUAGGACCGGCUGGAAGUGCUAGAAGUCAAAAUGUUGCAGUCGUUUGAAACGACUCUGGAGCGCCUUGGUUUCCAACGUCUUUAUUGUCAUGAACCGAGCAUGUUUACAUGAAAAUGUUAUGUUAAGUUCGCCUGUCUGAAUCUAAAAUGUAAUCGGUCCAACCUAGAGUCACUCCUUGGUUCGGCGCCACUGUUGCGCGCCUCUCUGACCCAGGUGUUAGAGGGGCCAUUUCAGUGCCUAUCAGUCACCACCUCAUACUGUUUUAUUGGUAAAAUUUUACAUUAUGAUUUUCUGAAAUGUAUCUUGAACAUUCACACAAAAUACCACACAAUCUUCUCAGUCAAACAUCCAUUGUUGUUUUCUCUUUCUUUAUUCUUUGUGAUACAAAUAAUUCUCUUGCAUUUUUUGAUAAUACUUUUGAGUGUUCGAACCUCUUAUAGAUAAAUACAAACUUGUAUUUUAUAAUUCUGUUGAUAAAACAUUUUCAGACUCUUGUUUAGAAAGUUAAAUAAUCUUUAUUUAUUUAUAAGACAAUAGAAUGUAGAGGUUGGAAGUUCCUUUGGAAAUAAA